AGCCCGCCGCAGCCAUGCUCCGUCAGGUGAGGAAACAGAAUCGAAGGGAAGCUUGGGAUGGCACAGAUGUGAACGCAUGUGGCUUUAGUGUGUGAGAAAGUUGAUCGUUAUCUCCUGCUUUCCCUCUCCCAAAGGCUCAAUCUUUGCUUGUUCAUUCUUGGGCUUGUUCUUCGUUUGAUGGGUGGAGUGGUCGAUGGCUAGUUAUGCGUCUAAUGCAGAGCUUGAUUCAGUGUUUCGCAAUGAUUGUCUGCAUAACUCUUUGAAAAUCUUGAUAUUUGUAAUUUUGAAUAAGAAUUUACUCUGCUCGAUUGAGUUCCCUUGUCGAUUGUGCAACAUUGACCAUUGAAUGUCCUUUACCUACGUCAACGCCGAUCAGACUUCAAUUAUGUAUUGUUAUGUAAAUGUGAUGAACAGUGCUGAUUAAGAAGUUUGAUACCCUUUGUGUUGAUUCUAGUGCUGUGGAAGUUGACAAGGAUGAGAAAUCUUAAAGUCGAUAUGAUCUUCGAUGUGGAAUCACUGGAUAUUCAAAUACUGAGACAAGAUGGCUUGCAGAUGCUUUGCGUUACCAACCUCCCUCCUUGCCUCUUCGACCACACCCCUCCUGGUGUUUUUGAUGGACAGGGCUCCGGACAUGACUUCUAUGGGACCAUGUGGAACCCUCCUUCUGGCUUCGUCUCCGGAAUGGAUGGUGACCGUGCAGGACACUUCAACUGUGACUACCGCCAGGCGUAAGCCAUCACAAGAAACAGAUCGAACUCUUUCUUUCGAAGAUGGGUGGUGGAAGUUGUUCAAGAAUUGUAAUUUUGUCGAUGGACAAUUGCUUGUGUGAAUGGUAAAGCUGAAAGCACCUUUG
This is a messenger RNA of Guillardia theta CCMP2712, 853 nucleotides long. RefSeq lists its product as hypothetical. NCBI's taxonomy places the organism in Eukaryota, Cryptophyceae, Pyrenomonadales, Geminigeraceae. The transcript has 2 exons. The record is from RefSeq and is a predicted model, not a curated record. The coding region runs from base 496 to 732 and encodes 78 amino acids.